AUGCAUAUCAAUUAUUCUCCAUUUGGGGUUCUAAUUUCACUCUUAUUCAUUGUUACUUUUCUUGCACCUCAAGUCCAAUCAAGGGCUUUCUUCGUCUUCGGUGACUCUCUCGUCGACAAUGGAAACAAUGAUUACCUUAUCACCACUGCUCGCGCCGACAAUUAUCCGUAUGGUAUCGAUUAUCCGACCCGUAGACCCACCGGACGUUUCUCUAAUGGCCUUAACAUUCCCGACAUUAUCAGUGAGGCUAUAGGCAUGCCUUCGACUUUGCCGUACCUUAGUCCUCAGCUCACCGGAGAAAAACUUCUCGUCGGUGCUAAUUUCGCCUCCGCCGGAAUUGGAAUCCUCAAUGACACCGGAAUUCAAUUCGUAAACAUUAUUAGAAUUUUCAAGCAAUUCGAAUACUUCGAACAGUACCAGCAACGAUUGGGUGCAUUGAUCGGACCAGAAGCUACACAGCAACUAGUUAACCAAGCUCUUGUCUUAAUCACACUCGGUGGCAACGAUUUCGUCAACAAUUAUUAUGUCGUUCCUUUUUCAGCUCGUUCUCGCCAAUUCGCAUUAGGGGACUACGUUGUGUAUCUCAUUUCUGAAUACGGAAAGAUUCUAAGGAAACUAUACGAGUUGGGCGCAAGACGAGUUCUAGUAACCGGAACUGGUGCGAUGGGAUGUGCACCCGCGGAACUGGCUCAGCAUAGCCGCAAUGGCGAAUGCUAUGGUCCCCUCCAAACAGCUGCGGCAUUGUUCAAUCCACGAUUAGCUGAUUUGAUCGCAUCAAUCAAUGCUGAGAUUGGUCAGGAUGUUUUUGUAGCAGCCAAUGCCUAUCAAAUGAACAUGGAUUAUCUCUCUAACCCAGAACAAUUCGGUUUUGUGACAUCGAAGGUGGCAUGUUGUGGACAAGGACCGUACAAUGGCAUAGGAUUAUGCACACCAAUCUCGAACUUGUGUCCGAACAGAGACUUAUAUGCGUUUUGGGAUGCGUUUCAUCCAACAGAGAAAGCCAAUAGGAUCAUUGUUAAUCAGAUCCUCACUGGUUCCUCCGAGUAUAUGCACCCUAUGAACCUUAGUACCGUCAUGCUCUUGGAUUCUAUUAGAAUCUAG
Messenger RNA from Arabis nemorensis, 1101 nucleotides. NCBI's taxonomy places the organism in Eukaryota, Viridiplantae, Streptophyta, Magnoliopsida, Brassicales, Brassicaceae. The record is from the annotation of a GenBank genome assembly.